Funneliformis mosseae is the source of this 978-nucleotide messenger RNA. The record is from the annotation of a GenBank genome assembly. NCBI's taxonomy places the organism in Eukaryota, Fungi, Glomeromycota, Glomeromycetes, Glomerales, Glomeraceae.
AUGGAAGCUUUAUUCUUUAACAUAAAUGAUGGUUACUUGGAAGGUAUUGUGAGAGGAUAUAAGAGUGGUAUACUCACUUCAAAUCACUACAUUAACUUGACGCAAUGCGAAACUCUUGACGAUCUAAAGCUUCAGUUAAGUGCUACGGAUUAUGGUAACUUUUUGGCUAAUGAGCCUUCCCCCAUUGCUACUUCAACUAUACAUGAAAAAGCGACACAGAAAUUAGUCGAUGAAUUUAAGUACGUUCGCACUUUGCAUGAACGUGAUACUCAUGAAUUGCUUGAGCGAUGUCAUCCACUUGGAGUGUUUGAUUCUAUGCCGGCAUUGUGUGUUGCAACUAAUGUAGCAGAAUUGUACGAUACUGUGUUAGUGGAGACUCCACUUGCUCCAUAUUUCAAGAAUUGUCUUUCGGCAAAUGAUCUGGAUGAAUUAAACAUUGAGAUUAUUCGUAAUACGCUUUAUAAGGCGUAUCUUGAAGAUUUUUAUAGAUAUUGCAAAAGAAUUGGUGGAGCAACGGGACAAAUGAUGAGUGAAAUUUUAGAGUUUGAAGCUGACCGUCGUACCAUUAAUAUUACGAUUAACUCUUUUGGCACAGAAUUAUCAAGGGAUGAUCGUGCAAAAUUGUUUCCUAGUCUAGGAAGAUUGUAUCCUGACGGACAUGCCAAGCUUGCAAGGGCGGAUGAACUUGAACACGUUAAGAAUGUCGUUGAGGUUUGGGUGGAAUACCGUCCCUUUUUUGAUAAUAGUCUGACAUCUUUUGGUGGUGCUGCUACAAGCGAAGCAAAGACUCUUGAUGACAGAUUCUUUGAGCAUGAAGUUCAUUUGAACAAGCUUACAUUCCAACAACAUUUUCAUUAUGCAAUAUUUUAUGCAUUUUUGAAACUUAAAGAACAAGAAAUUAGGAACAUUGUAUGGAUUGCUGAAUGUAUUGGUCAAGGACAAAAAGAGAGGAUUAGUAAUUAUAUACCCAUAUUUUAA